This is a messenger RNA of Episyrphus balteatus (marmalade hoverfly), 2145 nucleotides long. RefSeq lists its product as uncharacterized. Lineage: Eukaryota; Metazoa; Arthropoda; Insecta; Diptera; Syrphidae. The record is from RefSeq and is a predicted model, not a curated record. The transcript has 3 exons. The coding region runs from base 1 to 2145 and encodes 714 amino acids.
AUGGGUUUUCAAUUUAAAGGAUUUAUGUUCUGUUUGAUGAUUGGUUUAGCUGCAUCUCGACCACAGUACAAUUAUCAAUCAAGUUCUUCCAGUCAAUCCUUGACUUUGCCAUUAAAUCUGGGCUCGAAUGCCCAGAUUAUGCAAAUAGUCCCAUCACAACCCUUAUCACACACAUACCUUCCACCACAACAAGCUCAACCAGUGUUCCCACCAGCAGUUCCAGCUCCACAAUAUGCUCAACCCCUACAGUCUGCGGCCUCAGGACAACAGGUCUUUAAGGAUGUCUCACAAAUUCCAUUGCAACAAGGUCACAAUCAUGCAUUUUCUGGACAGUCAACAAACUCUUAUCAGAGCUUAGCGGGUCAGUCAAAUUCGUUUAGUGGACCUGUUUCAAAUGGACUCAGUGGACAGUCUCAAGGUGGAUUUAUUGGACAGUCUCAAGGAUUUUCAGGUGGUUCCAAUGGACAGUCUCAAGGCUUUUUAGGAAAUUCUCAGGGCUCUUUGGGUGGUAAAUCGCAAGGCUUUGUAGGUCAAUCAAGCUCAUUGAAUCAGCAAGCCGCCUUCCGACCACAACCAAGAACUAUUGUUACCAAAGAUAUUUUCGUGCACACUGCCCCUCCAGAUGCAGAAGAAGAACAAAGUUUAGGCAAACAACUUGAAUCAGUUCCUAUCCGGAAGAACUAUCGCAUUAUCUUCAUUAAGGCACCUACAUCGAACCUAAAUAGUGCAGCUCAAGCCUUAAAACAAGCUCAAUUUAUCAAUGAAGAAAAAACCGUCAUUUAUGUUUUGUCUAAAAAAGCUGACGUGGUUGAAUUACAAAAUCAAAUUAGCCAAAUUCAAGCUCCUCAAACUGUUAACCAGAAACCAGAGGUAUACUUUAUCAAGUACAAAACUAACGAAGAAGCUCAGAGAGCUCAACAAGAGAUUCAGGCACAAUAUGAUAAAUUGGGUGGAUCAACAAGUAUAUCGAAUGAAGGUAUCGCCCCAGUUGUUGGUGCUUUGGGUUCUUCUGGCAAUCUGUCAGCUAGUGGUAGCGGACAGUCGGCAUCGAUAAGUGCACCUGUUCGGCAAUAUCUGCCAUCGAAAAUUUUAAGUUUCAUCGCAGUUGCAUCUGCAGGACGUUUGGGAUACAACUACCAACAAGGAGUAUCUGGUAGCAAUGAUUACGCUUCAUCCGGAUCGAGUUUCAAUCCUUCUCUGGCCCUUGGUAGCGGCAGUGGGCAAGGUCUUGGAAGUGCAGGAUUUGGAGGAGCUGAUUUUGGAGGACAAGCUCAAGGAUCUGGUAUCAGUUAUGGCCUUAGCAGUGGAUCAAUUGGAUCUGGACUUGGUGGUGGAAUUGGUUUCGGAUCAUCUGGAGGUCAAUCAUUUGGAUCGGGAUCAUCAUCAAUCGGUGGUAGUGGUCUUGGAGGAUCUGGAAUCAGCUAUGGAUCAUCAUCUGGUUCAUCUGGAUCAGUUGGAGGUGGUGUCAGCUAUCAACCUGGAUCCAAUCGCGUUAUCGAUGGUGGACUCACUAAGGAAUAUUUCAUUUACUCCGCUCCAGAGGAACAAGUUCAACAAGGUCAAAACACAGAAAGUAUCGAAACCGUUAUCAAGAAGAACCUUCGUGUAAUCUUCAUCAAGGCCCCAGAAAACAGCGCUGUCCACAAUGCUGCUCUCCAAGUUGCCAAACAAGCAACUGAAGACAGAACUGCCAUUUAUGUCUUGAGCAAGGAAGCUGAUGUAUCAGAAAUCGCUAACCAAGUUCAACAAAUCAGCGAGAAUGUUCGUGCUAAGCCAGAAGUCCGUUUCAUCAAGUACAGGACAAAUGAGGAUGCUCUUAAUGCUCAACGCACCAUUCAACAACAAUACGAAGCUUUGGGUGGAACUUCACAGAGCUCAAAUGAAGGUGUUGCUCCAGUUUUGAACUUUGCUUCACCCGCAGCUGCUGGUCACCAUGCAGGACAUGCUCAUGGUUCAAGCGGUGGUUCCAAUUUGAUUGCAUCUGGUUCAUCAAUCAGCUCGUCUUCCAGUUCACCAGCUCUUAACAUUGGUUCUGCAUCAGAACAAAGUUCACAGAGCGUUAAUUUGGGCAGCAUUGGAUCAUCUUCCAACAAUGUUGCUGUCAAGUCUGAAAAUGAAUACUUGCCACCAGCUGUUAAGAAAUAA